AUGCCUCGUGCCAGUAUUGUCUUAUACUUCGAGCUCCAGCCUUCCGCCAGCCCGGCAGCUGUCAAAAAAUGGAUUCGAUACCUUGAAAGCAACAUACCAGGCUGCAACUCAGUGUGCAGGUUGGUCGCGAGUGACACGACAAGCGAUGAAAAAUCUUACGCCAAGGAGUUACUGAUCGACGUGCAAGACGGAGAUGCCAUCACUGCAGAGCUGGUGGAUUCGUGGCGAGCGGUUGGGGCAGACGUCCUCAAGUAUUCGGAUUGGAUUAUCUACCAAGAAAUAUCCCGCGACUACAGGAAAGGCCUAUCAGCAGACCAGUAUCCUCCUACGAACACGGAGUUGUGGUUCAACGAAGAACAUCUUGAUAUGCUCGCCGAUGUUCCCGGUUGGCGCUCAGGGUCGAGGUUCCAGCUGCUGAAGAGAUUCGGAGACAAUCGAGAGCAUGCAUCGAUUUUCAUGUCUGCAAAUGAAUAUGACGAGGAGAACGGGUUGGGUGGGCCGAUUUGGAAGAAAUCGAUCGAUACGCCGUGGACCAAGCGUGUGACAGAAAACCUCUAUGAACCAAACCACAGAAGGACGUGGAAAUACGUCCAGUUGGACGCUUGA
This is a messenger RNA of Exophiala xenobiotica, 606 nucleotides long. RefSeq lists its product as uncharacterized. NCBI's taxonomy places the organism in Eukaryota, Fungi, Ascomycota, Eurotiomycetes, Chaetothyriales, Herpotrichiellaceae. The record is from RefSeq and is a predicted model, not a curated record. Bases 1 to 606 code for a protein of 201 amino acids. The transcript has 2 exons.